CACCUGACUUUUUUAUUCAGAAUCCAAGCAACGUGCAAACACAUCAGUGGCCUCUUGUUUGCAGUCGUUGAAGCAGUGGAACAGGGGAAGAAUUCAUCAUGUACAUCUCAGCAGCAAGCAUGGGGCCAAGGUCCGAAGAAGGGACAAUCUGUCCAUGAUUGCCAGUUUGCCAAGAGCAUCAAGCGUGUUGGUGUAAAGGCCGAUGUAACUCGGCAAACGUCCAGAAGCACUAGAAUUUACAGGUCAGAAUUCGAGCCCAGAGUUUUGGCACAUCGAAACAAAAGGCCAGUAUCUGCCUUUAACAUUGAUGCACUGGCAGAUAUUACCAAUGGUAAUUGUGGAAUGCUCAUGUAUGUCAAACAACAGGAAGAGUUUGAAACAACUCAAGGAGUCUUAACUGUCAAAGAAGCAUAUCAAAAGGCCAGUGCCGAUGAUGUCAUCAAGGGACUUGAACUGAAUCAUCACCAGCAGAUACUGUUGGCGAAUGAUGCAAAGAAACAAACAUCCUCUACCUUGUGGACACAGCAUCGUAUAGGACGAAUAACGGCAAGUGUAGCAGGAGAUUGUGCUGCAUCCAUUAAGGAAAACGGUUUGUCGGGCCAUUCCCAAAUAGCUAGAGCCAUGGGCUACUAUGAUUCGCCACACUCAUCUGCUCUUACCUGGGGUAGAAUGCAGGAAACUUUAGCAAGAAAACAAUAUGUAGCAUGGCACAGGCUUCAUUACAAACACAAGGGGGUUACCUGUGAAGAGACGGGUCUGUGGGUCUACGUCAUGAAGCAAUUCUGAGUAAGGAAAUAAGAUACAUGUAGA
This is a messenger RNA of Acanthaster planci (crown-of-thorns starfish), 810 nucleotides long. RefSeq lists its product as uncharacterized. The record is from RefSeq and is a predicted model, not a curated record. NCBI's taxonomy places the organism in Eukaryota, Metazoa, Echinodermata, Asteroidea, Valvatida, Acanthasteridae.